Molecule: messenger RNA, 1118 nt
Organism: Coffea eugenioides
Lineage: Eukaryota; Viridiplantae; Streptophyta; Magnoliopsida; Gentianales; Rubiaceae
Product: mucin-1-like
Exons: 1
Coding region: 1-1104 (367 amino acids)
Source: RefSeq, a predicted model, not a curated record
AUGGAGUACAAGCACUUCAGCCAUGUUCAUGGCCUGGUCUAUCAGCAAUUGCCACAAGGCACAGAAGUUCAUUGCUCCGGCUGCAAAUUUCCGGGCUCCGGCUGUCUUUACUCAUGUUGGCAGUGCAGUUACUUUCUUCACGAGCAAUGUUUUCAGGCAAGCCGUUCUCUCAAACACCCUUCCCAUCCCGCUCAUCCUUUAACUUUAGUCCCAUAUCCUACUUAUCCCUCCAAUUCUUUCUACUGCAACACUUGUAAUCUUGUUGGAAAUGGUUUUUCUUAUUGUUGUUCUGAAUGUGAUUUUGACCUUCAUGUUCAUUGUGCCUUCAAGCCUAAUGCGACUCCUUUGCAAGAAACUUUGUCCCCUGCUCCUAACUACCACAGUUACCCGAAUGUUGGGUAUGGAACACAGAAUUUUAGUCCUCAUCCAUCAUCUCCAAUUGAUCAAACUGCCGGCUAUUCUUUCCAUAAUGCCAAUUUUCCCUCGAGUUAUCCUGCAUCAUCUGAAACAGGGAGCUAUUAUGAAAGCAUCCAACAUAAUGCUAGCUCAAAUCCUCCCCUGCAUAACUCCCCGAUGCCUAGUGGCUACCCUGGAUCCAUCCAACAUAAUGCCACCCCAAAUCCUCCAUCCAAUACCUCAUUGAUGCCUAAUACCUAUCAGGAAUCCAGCCAACAUAAUGCUAGCUUUAACGCUCCCCCGCAUAACUCACCGAUGCCUAAUCUUAAUGCCUCACCAGCUAGUGUGCCGAGCCAUCAGGUUUCAGGGACUGCUCCAGCUGGAAAUUCUCCAGUCGUUAAUAGCCAAAUAAAACCACCAGAGGCAAGUUCUUCACUGCCGCAGCCAUCUGAGCCGGUUAGAAUCUCACUGCUCAGUAAUCCAUCAAAAGUACAGGAGGUCAAGCAUUUCAGCCAUCAACAUGCGCUGCAACUAAAUGACAUCAAAGAUACAUCUCCAAAAGUGUGUUCAGGCUGUGAGGAUAAUCUUACAGGCUCAGCUUAUAGCUGCGUUGAAUCCCAAUGCAAUUUCCACCUCCACAAGUCCUGUUUCGAGUUGCCACGAGAGAUUCGUCAUAAAUCUCACCUUGAUCACCCCUCACACUACUAGCUAAACCAGCUUCA